AUGAUUCGGUUGUUGUUUCCGAUUUGGAGUGGCAGGCAGAGAUUAGCCAAUCUCUUAAGAUAUUGCUCAAAAAACUCGUUGCUUGAUCAAGGGAUUCAGGUUCAUGCAGCUAGUUUGAGGAUGGGAUUUGAUUUUGACUUGAUGUUGAGCAAUGAUCUUAUAGAUAUGUAUUCAAAAUGUGGUGUAAUGGACACUGCUUCUCUUGUGUUCGACAGAAUGACUGAGAGAAAUGUGGUUUCUUGGACGGCGCUCAUGUGUGGCCAUUUACAAAAUGGUAAUGCCAAAGCAACAUUAUCACUCUUCUUUCAGAUGGCAUUUUCAUGUUUGAAACCAAAUGAGUACACUUUUUCCACGAAUUUCAAAGCUUGUGGGAUUUUGAAUGUUCCUGAGAUUGGAAUGAAGAUUCAUGGUAGGUGUGUAUUAACUGGCUUUGAAACUAUCCCUGUGGUGGGAAAUUCAAUAGUUGAUAUGUAUUCAAAAUGUGGAAGAAUCAACGAAGCAGUAAUGAUGUUUAAUGUUUUGCCAGUUAAGAAUCUAAUAAGUUGGAACACAAUGCUAGCAGGUUAUACACUUGCAGGCCAAGGUGAAAAAGCUUUACUUUGGUUCCAUAGAAUGCUAGAAAAUGGAGAGAUACCUGAUGAAUAUACAUUAACAACCGUGUUGAAAGCAUGUAGUCGUCUUGGGAAGAUUAGGGAAGGAUCAAUGAUUCAUGGUUUUUUGAUCACUAGUGGGUUUCCAUGUUCUGGAAAAGCAGCCAUUGCAGGUUCUCUUAUUGAUUUGUAUGUGAAAUGCGGGAACUUGGCUGGGGCUCAAAGGGUGUUUAAUCAGAUUGGAGAGAAGAAUGUAAUAUCUUGGAGUGCAUUAAUUCUGGGGUAUGCUCAAGAAGGGAAUUUGGCAGAAGCCAUUGAGUUGUUUAAGCAGCUUCAAAACAACAGCAAGCAAGUGGAUGGCUUCGUUCUAUCAAGUAUGAUGGGUGUAUUUGCUGAUUUUGCACUUGUGGAGCAAGGCAAGCAAAUGCAUGCGUAUGCUGUUAAGGUUCCUUCUGGUUCUGAGAUAUCAGUGUCCAAUUCAAUCGUUGAUAUGUAUCUGAAGUGUGGACUUCUAGAUGAGGCCGAAAGACUUUUCAACGAAAUGCCAGCAAGAAAUGUGGUUUCUUGGACAGUAAUGAUCACCGGGUAUGGAAAACAUGGCAUUGGCAAAGAGGCAAUUCGUUUAUUUGACCAAAUGCAGUCGAAUAAUAUCGAGCCUGAUGGGGUGACUUAUUUGGCUACACUAUCAGCAUGUAGUCAUUCAGGACUCACCAAGGAAGGUGAAGAAUAUUUCUCACAGUUAUGUCGUAAUCGAUGGGUUAAACCUGGGAUCGAGCAUUAUGCUUGCAUGGUUGAUCUUCUUGGUAGAGAUGGACGCUUGAAAGAAGCCAAAGACCUGAUAGAGAACAUGCCAUUAAAGCCAAAUGUAGGGAUAUGGCAAACGCUGCUGAGUGCAUGUAGGGUGCAUGGGAACUUGCAACUUGGGAAAGAAGUAGGCCAAAAUCUUUUGACAUUGGAUGGCGAAAACCCUGUCAACUAUGUGAUGAUUUCAAACAUUUACGCCGAGGCUGGAUACUGGAAGGAGUACGAGCAAGUAAGAGAAAUGGCAAAAGCAAAGGGGUUAAGGAAAGAGGCAGGGCGUAGUUGGGUGGAGAUUGACAAGGUGGUCCACUUUUUCUACGGCGGAGACGAUACUCACCCAAUGAUAGACAAGAUUCAUCGAGUGUUGAAGGAGAUGGAGAGAAGGAUGAAAGAAAGAAUGGGUUAUGUUCAUGGGGUGAAAUUUGCAUUGCGGGAUAUAGACGAAGAGUCGAAGGUGGAGAGCUUGAGGGUUCACAGUGAGAAGCUGGCAAUCGGAUUGGCACUUUGCCAUGGAGGGUGGGAUGAAGCAAGAGUGAUAAGGGUGUUCAAGAACUUGAGAAUUUGUGGGGAUUGUCAUGAUUUCAUAAAAUGCUUGUCGAAGAUUGUGAAGGUUGUUUUCGUGGUGAGAGAUGCUAACAGGUUUCAUCAGUUCAAGGAUGGCCUUUGUUCUUGCAGAGAUUAUUGGUAA
Gossypium arboreum is the source of this 2079-nucleotide messenger RNA. Its product is annotated as putative pentatricopeptide repeat-containing protein At3g15130. Gene Ontology annotation, molecular function: RNA binding; protein binding; zinc ion binding. NCBI's taxonomy places the organism in Eukaryota, Viridiplantae, Streptophyta, Magnoliopsida, Malvales, Malvaceae. Gene Ontology annotation, biological process: RNA modification. The coding region runs from base 1 to 2079 and encodes 692 amino acids. The transcript has a single exon. The record is from RefSeq and is a predicted model, not a curated record.